This is a messenger RNA of Apis florea (little honeybee), 1807 nucleotides long. RefSeq names its product ADP-ribosylation factor GTPase activating protein 3 (gene ArfGAP3). Gene Ontology annotation, molecular function: GTPase activator activity. Gene Ontology annotation, biological process: COPI coating of Golgi vesicle. Lineage: Eukaryota; Metazoa; Arthropoda; Insecta; Hymenoptera; Apidae. The record is from RefSeq and is a predicted model, not a curated record.
CUCUAAAUGUAAUAUCCUUACCAUCGCCACGCGUCCCAGAAUACUUUGCGAGGCCAUUGACAACACGUCAAAAAUGGCAGAUCCAGCACCUGGUAAAAGUGAUAUUGAAGAGAUUUUUAAACGAUUACGAGCUAUUCCGACAAAUAAGACAUGUUUCGAUUGCAAUGCAAAAAAUCCAGCAUGGUCCAGUGUAACUUAUGGUGUUUUCCUAUGUAUCGAUUGCUCUGCAGUUCAUCGAGGAUUAGGAGUUCAUUUAACAUUUGUUCGAUCUACUCAACUUGAUACAAAUUGGACUUGGUUACAAUUGAGAAACAUGCAAUUGGGUGGAAAUGCAAAUGCUAAAAAAUAUUUUGCACAACACAAUUGUUCAACAACUGAUGCUCAGCAAAAAUAUAAUUCACGUGCUGCUAUGCAGUAUAGAGAAAAAUUGGCACAAGCAUCUGUUCAAGCAAUGCGACGCUAUGGAACAAAGGUUAUUCUUCCUUCAACAAAAAAUAAGACAAUGUUGCAUUUGGAUGAAGGUCCAACAUUAAUGUCUGAAGAACAAGAUGAAAUUGAUUUUUUUAAGGAACAUGAAAAUACUGAAGCAUAUAAUAAAUCUUCAAUGAAUACUGAAGAAAAUUCAGUUUCUAAUUCUAUAUUAAACAAUGAGAACAAAAAUAAUCAAAAAGAUUGCUUAGAAAGUGCUGUUAAUUCCUUAGGACCUACUGUUAAAUUAUCUGAUUCUACCUCAAAUUUGAUAUCUGAGAGGAAAUCUACCAUAGGUGUCAGAAAAAUUCAGAAUAAACGAAGUGGCUUUGGGAAAAAAGCUGGUGGAUUAGGUGCUCAAAGAGUUAAAACAAAUUUUGAUGAAUUAGAAAAAAGUGUUGCCGAAGCUACUAAAGAACCACAGGAAAAGGAUAAUCAAGAAAAUAUAAAAAAAGAACAAGAAGAAUUUGCUACACGCCUUGCCUAUCGUUAUGAAAAGAAUUUAAAUGAACAAGCUAAAAAAAUGGAACAGAAAAUGAAACAAUUAGAUCCUUCCAAAGCAACACAAGCAGAACGUCUUGGUAUGGGAUUUAAUUCAAGAAGUGGUGCAAGUCAUUCUGCACUUGGUGAUAUGAGAACAAUAACACAGGAAACAUCAUCAAAGACUAUAACUGCUUCUGAACCAAGACCAAGAGAUAUCGAUAUUGAACGAGAUCUUUUUAUUAGUUUAGAUGAAUUUUAUGCGGCCUUAUCAACCCCAUACAGUAGCAAUACGAACAAUAAAUCUCGCAAUGAAGAAGUUAUUGUGAUUGCAGAGCCAGAACCACCAAAACGAAUAGUUCCAUCAAACAAAGUAAAUAUUGGUAAAACCGAUAAUAAAAUAACGGUAGAAGGAGAAGCACAAAAAAAAUUUGGUAGUGCCAAGGCUAUUAGUUCAGAUCAGUAUUUUCAAGACAGCAAAGAUGAUGAUUCUUGGGAACGUAAAAGUAAUUUGCGACGUUUUGAAGGUUCUUCUAGUAUUUCAUCAGCUGAUUAUUUUGGCACAGGAAAUUCUACAGCAACAUCUCCCACUGCUUCUUUAUCAAUGCGUCUUAGUGGUGGAAGAGCCGAUGUCGAUUUAGAUGAUGUUAGAGAAAGUGUACGUCAAGGAGUAUAUAAAGUUGCAGGAAGAUUAAGUUCUCUUGCCAAUGCGGCUGUUUCUUCGUUACAAGACCGCUAUGGACUUUGAAUGAAAACUUACUGCAUUUUACUAAAGUUGUUACUAAACCUAUAUUUGGACAUUGCUUGUCCAUUGUUUGAAAUUGUAAAUAAAAACUUGUAAUUCAGUUUCUUUUUGUAA